UGAGAGAUCCAAAGCUGCUGCUAACUGCAGCUUUUUCCCAGCUUUUGAUUCAUAGCACAAUCUAACCCACUCAACUGCGACUGUUCUUUUGAUGUUCUCAAGUAGUUGGAGGCAUUUUUCGAUGUGAGUCAGGAAAGCACUUGACAAAAGGUCAUGGAUAAAGCAAGCUGGUUGGAAGCAGGACCAACAAACAAGAAGACCAUAUGAUGUGAUUCGUAUAAAGUCUACAUGGACGACAACAUCAUUUUUUCUUCCAUACUAAAUCUCUUCGUCGGAGGACAUGCAAAUUUAGUCUCAUGGCCAGUGAAGACUCCAAAUAAAUACAUCAUGAUUUAGGAUCAGAUGAGGCGAACCAGCAGCAGUAGUACCGUUUCAGACCAACAUCACAUUUGCGUUUCCUUCCUUGGUGGGGACUUGUUGCAUUUAAAGGUGAUGGUGGUGAAAGAGAUGAGCUUUUGCUGUCAUGAAGCGGACAUCAAAGCCUCGCCCCCAAAGCGAACGCGCCUUUUCCAAACUGAGUUCUCUGCUUUAAAUUCCUUUGGCUGCUCUAUCCAUUUGCUUGAGAUGGCACACUAAUGCAAAGGAAUGAACUGCUUGCCCCCUCUUAUAUAGCCUCAACCCUGCCUCCUCUCUCCACCCUGCUCCUCUCUCUCUCUCUCUCUCUCUCUCUCUCUCUCUCUCUCUCUCUCUCUCUCUCUCUCUCUCUCUCUCUCUCUCUCUCUCUCAGACACACAUAUGAUGGGCGAAGUCGACGAAGCAGCAAGUAUUAAGCUUUUCGGGGCAGUGAUCCUAAAGGAAGACAGACAAGCCAAGGAGAAGAAGGAGGCGCAGGACGAGGCGGCGGCGGCCAGGGAGGCGGCGGCCGCGGUGGCGCUGCCGUGCCCGCGGUGCAAGAGCAAGGAGACCAAGUUCUGCUACUUCAACAACUACAAUGUGAACCAGCCGCGGCACUUCUGCAAGGCCUGCCACCGCUAUUGGACGGCCGGGGGCACGCUACGGAACGUCCCCGUGGGCGCCGGCCGCCGCAAGGUUCGCCGAGCCCCCCACGGCGGCGUCUCCGCCACCGCCGGCCCCGCCACCUGCGUCUUGGAGCACCCUUCCCCUCCCUACCUGGCUGCGCGCUGGCUCCUGCGGCCGGAGGCGCCUCCGAGGGCUGACUACGGCACUUUCAACGGUGGACUCUGUUGACUUCUCGGUGGUCGUGUGUUCAUGAUGUGCAUCUUCUUUUUCUUUAUGCUUUGUUAUGAUUAAUGUGUUCAGCUUUCAGCGAGAAAGGAGAUCUGUGUUCCAUUGGAACCUGCAACACUUGGGAAUUGAGCUGUCUUUUCUGCA
Musa acuminata AAA Group (dessert banana) is the source of this 1332-nucleotide messenger RNA. Its product is annotated as dof zinc finger protein 5-like. Bases 736 to 1188 code for a protein of 150 amino acids. The transcript has 2 exons. Lineage: Eukaryota; Viridiplantae; Streptophyta; Magnoliopsida; Zingiberales; Musaceae. Gene Ontology annotation, biological process: regulation of DNA-templated transcription. Gene Ontology annotation, molecular function: DNA-binding transcription factor activity; DNA binding. The record is from RefSeq and is a predicted model, not a curated record.